Molecule: messenger RNA, 13581 nt
Organism: Pocillopora meandrina
Lineage: Eukaryota; Metazoa; Cnidaria; Anthozoa; Scleractinia; Pocilloporidae
Source: the annotation of a GenBank genome assembly
AUGCAAUGCGGCACGGUAGCUCCAGCAUUUAGAUGCAGGAAUGAACACUGUAUACCAAAUCCAUGGUUAUGUAACAGAGUGAACGACUGCCAAGAUGGAAGUGAUGAACUUGGAUGUGAUGAGUGUAGUAAAACUGAUAAGUUUCGAUGCUGGAAUGGGAGAUGUAUUCCUCGAUCAGCCGUUUGUGACGCGUAUAACGACUGUGGAGACGGAAGCGACGAAACGUUUUGCCGAACUUUGCGCGGUGGCUGGUGCACCACAAAACAGUACAGAUGCCCCACCGAUAGUUGUGUUCCACUUCAAAAUGUGUGCGAUGGCAAAGCAGACUGCACUGACAGCUCUGACGAAAUUGGGUGCAUAGUUAGUAAGUACCGACAAAACGUACUUUAUUUAAGGUAACCGUCAAAUGUUGGGCAGCGUAAGUGGAUCAAUAUUGGCUGCCCGCGUGCUAAUUUCCGCCAAAAAUUUAAAGGAAUGCAAUAAGGAACGACGGCUCAUGGAAGAUUUACAAAAAUCUUAUUGAAACGUUCAAGUAAAUUUCUCAAGGAAACAAAAGUAGGUUAAAGGGAGAUUGGAACUUUUCAUACUCGAAACUUUUUUUAAACAACGGGUACCCUGUUGAUUUACCAUUUUGUCUUAAGUUUUAUCAAAAAGGUUGAACCUUUUCAAAACGCGUUUAUUGUAGCUUGUAACAAUGGAUGGAAACAAUAUCAGUCAUCUUGUUAUAUGUACUCAAACCGUCAAAGUAGAUGGACUGAUGCUGAAGAUCUUUGUCAGAAGGACGGAGCGCAUCUCGCGAAAAUUACCAGCAGGAAAGAACAAGAUUUUGUCUUUAGCCUUGGUGUUCAUCAACCUUUUCAAAUCUGGAUCGGUUUGCGGGCGCAAGGACCCUCAGGAAAAUUCACUUGGGCAGACGGAUCGCCACUUGGCAAUUUUACUUUCUGGUCAGCGGGUGAGCCCUCUCCAGAUCCUGACGUUUGUGCGGAAAUGAUUCGUAAUGAUGGUCAAGGGCGGUGGCAAACUGGCCAGUGUACAACGAGACACAGUUCAUAUGUGUGUGAGAAAGGUCUGUGUUACUGAAGUAUGUUGAUACAGUCAUAGGGAAUAUCUAGAAAUGCUGUAAAUAUAAUGGUAACUCGUCUCUUUCAAAUAUCACCACUAGAUACAUGAAAUGAAUGGUCGGUCUGAAGAUAUAAAGCGAAGUGUCCAUUGAAAACAUGUUUUGAUUUUACUAUUGCUAGAUUGCAAUACAUUUUGAUAACAAAUGGCUGCAGAAAAAAACGAUUUCAGAAAGCUCGCUCCCAAUCCCAAAGUAUCCGCUUAAAAGAUAUUUCUUGCGUUGCAGAGACAGCAUGUAACAUCACGGGAGCGAGUGGUGAUUGCAAGACUGAUUUUGGUGAGUUUUGAUAACAUUGCUACAAAGUAUUUAAAACUUUCGGUCAAUCAAAAGAGAGCCCAAACCAAGUAAAAGUGUAUAAAUUUUACACAAAACCUUACAGAUAACAUGACACGGGAUACUACUGUAAAUGCCACUUUGUUUUCUUAUUCUUCUUCUUCCAGUAAGUCUUUUGAUCGACGGCAAAGUUCUGGAGCUUAAUAUAAGAUCAAGCGCACAUUAGCAACAUUUAUUUGCCAUUGCGUUGCUACAUAUUCUCCUGACUUCAUAAAAUUUAAUUGUGCAUGUGAACCCUUUGGUAUGAAAAAGUAAUACCAAUACCAAGCCAUAGUGCUUUAGCAGCUAAAUUCCUAUGGUACAGGACCCCACUGUUGAAAAGUCAUACCUGCUAGAUCUGCUCCAAAUUAUCUUUAAAAAGUAAACUAUAACUUACUUAUUGUAAACUGCACCUGACUUUUGUCUAUUUUGAUGUUGUGCUGCUUCUUUAAAGAAACACCGCCGCUCAUGAAGUCUUUCCCACGCGAAGAGAUCAUCUCAGCACAGUAUGAAACUAGCGUGACGGUGCAAUGCGAAGCAUCUGGUUUUCCGAGACCCACAGUCACGUUUCUUAUUAACGGAGUAAAUUCGUACGCUGUGAACAAGGGUCACACAAUCAUGGAACCUUACAAAACAACUGUCACGUAUGUUGUGACAAUGCCGUCUGACGUGGAAUGUCACAUCUCUAACAGAAUGGGUAACACCUUUUGGAGAAUAAAAGUGAAUUUAAAAGGUAAAUCAUUUAAUAAAAAGUUCAAAAGCCGUGUGUGAAUGAGGUAUAUGUUUAGAGUUCACCAUUUUAGUAUCAGUUUCUAUGGAAACUCUUUGAAGGUCUUCAUGAGAAAGGAAUCGUGGUAUGGAGAAAUCAGAUUUUUCCGAUGGAUUGAAAUAUCUUGUGUACAUUUUCCACACCGUGUGAUUUUUGAGUGAUGAUCGUCAUAAAUCAAAGCGAACAUGGUUUUCAAUAUUUUUUUUUCGACAGAUGACGACCCGUCAUUUCUCAAAGCUGUCUUAAGAUUAACGGGUGAGACUUUCACGUCUGACCUCAAGGAUCCUUUGUCUGAAAAAUUCAAGACACUGUCAGCCUGGCUGGAGAAUAUUCUUAUGUCUUUAUACACAGAAGUACAUGGUUUCAGAGAUGUAGAAGUUGUAAGAUUCAGGUAAUUUCAGCACAAAUUUUGAUCUUAGUCUUUGAAACUCGGUUACAGCAUGCUGUAUGAUUAAGAUUUUUAAAUCUUAUAUAAUUUGGUCCAUCAUUGUAGAAACGGAAGUGUCGUAGCAGAUGUGCUCCUGACUGCCGCGAAAGGAGGUUCGUCAGUUGUUCAAAACAAACUCCUUGAAGUUAUGGGCUCAAAUCAAUUACAAAAUGUUACAGUUGACUCGUUUGGCGUCAUUAAAGGUAAGGUAUAUCUAUUUUCUCGAGGAUUGAGAAAUUAGACAGAAAUCUAAUGAUUUUUAUUUGGGAAAGUGAAACUUUGCAACGUUCUCUGUUAUUGCUGUUGUUUUCCAAAGUUAACACCGCCUUCUCCAUUUUAACGAUGUAGAAUUCGGUUUCAAAGAACAUACGUAGCCAAGAGAUUUCAUAGGCAUUUUUAGGAUAUGUUUUAUUAAACAAGCUUGAAGUAAAGAAAGUUGGAUAAUGGCCACCUUUGAGUUUCUUAACAGCGCCGAACGAGAACGAGUCUAAUAUGCACCGAUCUUUACUUCAUACUUGGUUAAUUUAGGAUCUAUUAUUGUCAAACAGUGGCUUUUGUAGGGGCAAUACUGUGACAGAAAAGGUCCAAUUAGGCCCUUGCUGGGUAGCCAAUAGGAAUUCUAGCUGCAGGAUCCCCUCGUCUUACUUCAGCUUCCAGGGUCAGACACUUUAUAAAGGUGGUUUUGAAAGCAUUGUACUUACACGUUUUUCCUCAGCGUGUCCAAAAGAAUUUUUUAACGUAUCUUGGAGUGGAACUUUUGAGGGAGUGUUUGCCACGCAGAACUGUCCCAGAGGAGCAGCGGGUGAGUCAAAUAGCGGCAAAAUCAGUGGAAUCAUUUAGAAAGCGUCAAGGGAGUAUUACAAAGACACCUAGUUUAACCAGAGCGUUCUAUUACCCAAAAAAAGCGGUUUACCCUGAAUUCGGUUCAGAAGAGAAUCCCACACGACAUUAACAGACAUGUUAUUUGAUGAUUUGAAAAUAGUGACACUAUGGUGAACUCGUGGAUAUACAGUGCAGAAUAUAAGUCAAGUUAUAUCGACAAGGAUUACUCGUUCCUAUGCUUCGCAUAUCCACGAGUUAAAAAGUAGAACUUCCCUUUUCAAACAGACACUUCUAUCCAUGGAACAGUUUCCCUAUGCUUGGCCUGAGGGCGUCUCUUGAGUGAAGGUUUCACUUUAAAAGACAUACUGUCAGUUUAAUUCGAUGCUUCUAGGUUUCUUGUGUCGACGAUAAAUGUCUCUUCCGUCCUACUUUAGGUGUGGCCAAAAGGAAAUGCUUAAACGACGGUGUGUGGGGGUACCCUGACUACGGAGAGUGUAUCAGUCAAGAAUUCAAUCAACUACAAGAAAAGGUCUCGACUUUUUAACAUUGUCUAAGUGGCUGAACUGUGGCAUGUUGGUUAAUAUUGUUUCUGCCUAUCAUCAAUGAAUUCCACUCUUCAACGUAGAAGCUUAGCAGCCUUCUGUCAGAAAACUCACGGCAACAACCCGUGACUGAGUGUCGAUUUUUUUUUUAAGUAAUUUUUUUUUAUCAAUCCCAGCUGCAUUUUUAAACACAUUUUAUCAUUACUCAUAGGAUGACCAUUUUUGUUACCCACAUGGUAGAUAAAAAAGAACUGGGAGGAUUUUCGAUCAAUCUUAAAAAUGUCUAUCGAUAUGAACGCUGAUGAAAUCGGGCCAAUAUUUCUUGAAUAUAAUCCGAUUUGAUCCUAUCUGAUUUUUCCGGUUAUUUCCCUCUAUGGUUUCCAGUACUUAACUGAGACUUUGUGCAUUUUUAGGAAAAAUAUUGCUACAUUUUAGCCGCAUCCAUUAUAAUUGGUCAUCCCCUUUGAAUUUCCAAAAUUUUCAUUGAACUCCAAAACAAAACAACGGAGGGAUCAUUUCCUCCCUUAGUAUCGUUCAAUAGGGCUCCGAUUUAAGUAUCUAUGCAACCACAACAUAUACGUAAUCUUAACUAUUUAAAAGAUAUUAUUACCUUCUCUCUAAACACUUUCAAAGAUCUUAUGCCUUUUAUCUCCUUUUGUUAGAUGAAUGGCUUGUUCAACUCAUCAAAUCCCUCCAACGAAAAUAUCACAGCUAUUAUCACAGAACUGUCUUCCCUAACUCAACCAAAGAAAUACGAUUCCUUGAUGGCUGGAAAUAUCAAGACAUCGACGCAGAUUUUACAGAAUGUGGUCUUUUACAACAAAAAGUUUGCUAACAGUCGUGAGACAGUGUCAACAAACAUUGAAGUAAGAGAACGAUUUGACAAAGCUUCUUUAAUUUGUUUCCAAAGUCAGUCUCGAUUUUUAGAUGGUGCAACUUUGUUGAUGUUCUUUAACAGAUGGACCUGAACAAGACUCAAAUCCCACUUUUCUAGUCUAAGGGCAUUUCGGAAUUACAUCUCCUCAUUGAGGGUUUGACUCUAAUUCAAACAACAAAGGAACAUUGACCCCUUGAGACCUCGUAAUUCAAAAAGUAGCCCAGUGAUAAAGUUUGUAGCCCAAUAGUUACAGUCAUAUAAUAGACUACUCAUAUCGUAGUAAUCCUGUCUACCAGGAGCGAUUCAAAUAUCUUGUUUUCAUAUCAUGUGAACAUGUUGUUUUUGUAAUUUUCAAUAGGGAUUUCUUCAAACCGUUAGUAAUCUUCUUCACACGAACAAUCUCAGAGAUUUCCAGCAGCUUCAAGAGGUACAAAUGCAUUUCUCCGGUCCCAAUUAUCCUAAAAUCUCCUAUUUUUCUGUAAGAUUACACAUAGUAUUUUGUGUAUAUUCAGUUUGCAUAAUUUGUAAAAAUUUGGCGAAAUGCGUUUUUUUUUUCAUUGGCGGAAAAUUUCAGUCAACGAGUUUAUUGGAGAAUUCAACUUCCCCGCCUCCUUGAUUACCAGAAUGGCUACCAUUCUUCCGCCUUCCCCCUUCCCCCUCCUGUUCAACGCUAACUUAUUGUAAUUUUACCUCAACGCUGUGGAAGGCCUUUAUACUUUUCAUUUUAAUUUUUGAAUUUCACUCAAACUGUAUUACCUCUUUCUAAUAGACCGAUAACACCACAACUGAUUUGACCAGAAUAAUCGAGGAUUACGGACUUCAGGCAGCUUCUGGACAAAAAAAUGACAGAUUGAGCGUGGUGAAAGAUAACAUAGGUAAUAAAGGCUUUUUAAAGAAGCGAGAAAUUCUCCAAAAAAGUGUGAAAUGUACUGGCGAUAUUGCAAUGUCUUCGUCUUUUUUUCUUUUAGCAAUGGAAACAAGACUUGUACCUGACAAUGUGCAAGAACCUUUGAUGUUUCCAAAUCAUUCAGAUUAUAAGGAUGGCAUCCUCUCUUCGCCAGCUUGGACUGAAGGUGGAAGGCAGUUCAUCAAGUUACCAGAAGAAAUAUUCAAUCGACAAAAUCAUCCUUCAACAAACGGUAUGGUGUAAAUCAUCCAAAUAUCUUUAUGCAAACAAAUAAGUGAGAAAUCAACAAUCAAGCAAACAGACUUUAAUAAAUUCUAACUCUGUAUGAAUAUAUAUGAAGCCAAUCACUGUAUGGCAAUAUCUUCUAUUCCACGCACUUCUUACAGCCAGCAUUUCGAGGCACAAGAAUCAUUCUUUUAAAUGAAGCUAACUUUUAGACACUUAGUGUUUGUUAUACUUGUCAAUGGUUCAAUUGGUUGUUGUGAUUUCCCUGGUUUUGUCUUUAACAAUAUUCGGUCGAAAAUUACUGUGCUGGGUUCAGAAAAUAGUACCAGUUGUUUCGUCAAUAUAUUUUUUAAUUCGUCGCUUUACGUAUUUUUUGUUAAUCCAGGAACCAAAGUAGCCAGUUUUUUAUUCAGAACAUUGACUCCAUUUCUGUCACAGGAGAGGUGCGUAUUGUCGCUUUAAUUAUUGAAAACUUAUGCUUGUUGUACAUUUCCAUUAUCACUGAAUCAUGAUAAGGAAAGAGAAAAAAUAGAUUGUCAUUCUUUAUUCUAGUGCAUAUGAACAAUUUGACCAGCGGUCUGGCGUGGUAUCACGUAUAAUUGCCAGCUCAGUGCAGCCACCUGUUGUGAAACUCCAAAACCCAGUUGUGAUAAAUUUCGUUGGUAUUCAGGUAAUUGCAUCGUGUGAUACCCGCAAAUUCAUAGUUGAAAUUGUCAAUGAAGAGCUUAUGAAAACAAACUGUCGACCUAUGUGCAUCGGCCAUACGGGUCGCUAUUAUUAUUAAUUGUCCCUACCCAAGACAUAGAUAUUAGUGCAGGGUUUACAGAGGUAAUUUUUUAGCAAGGCGGUGAAGCUCAUUCCACGAUUGCAUAAGCGAUCGUGCAAGGAAGUAGGUAAGGGGUGUUUUGGGGUCUCAGGUUGUAUUUCAUCCCUUUCGCGUUAAGAAAGUGGGAAUUUCCCUUAUUAAAACAACCAUGGUUCAUCACUUUGACUUCAUUUGCUAUGAGGAGAAAAUGCAUGACGAUAAAAUCUCACCUCAGUUUGUUUAAUUACUUCUUCUUAGGAGAACCAAAGCACUGCGAUUUGCGUUUAUUGGGAUUAUAACAUGUAAGUUAUAAAUAACAAUAGAGAAAUUUUAAGGCGUAAAAGCUUCAUCACGGCUACUAAGGAAUCAUAAAUCUCAGAAAUUGAAGAGAAAUCUUGAUGCAUGAUCUUAUAGUGCAAGGACACAAUCAUGAACCGUGGAGAAUGGUCAAAGAAAGUUAAGAAAGCAAAUCUGUACAGCACUUUUUUCCCUAAGCGAUUUCUAUUACAUGAAUUUGCAGUACAGAAACCAUCUCUUUACCGUUAUCAAGUGUACUCUCAUAAAUGGCUAUAAUCCUAAACCCGGUAUCUUUCAUAAGUGUAAUUCUUAACGUCAGAUAUAGACUAAGGUGGCGACUCUAGAGGAAGAACUAUGAGUUGUUCUUUUAAGCUUGGUAACUGAGAAAUAUGUGAGGAAAGAGCGAAUGAUUUAGUCAAUCCUUAGACAACCUUGUUCAGUAAUCAAAGUCUGUCAAUUCAGAAAUUCCAGAGGUGGAGGCUGGUCGAAAGAUGGUUGUGAGUUGGCGUCUCAUAGAAAUGACACAGUUACCUGUGAAUGUAACCACUUGACAAAUUUUGCAGUUUUGAUGGAUCCGUCUGGGAUAUCAUCUGUAAGUUGACAAUUGUUUUAAUACUUUCGCCACUUAGAGUGACUAAAGUCACUCAAUCUCACUGUAUCAUGACAAAGUUAAGCAGAAAAGUGAUUACUAAAGGAUGUUGUUUUCGGGGGUGGAAGCGGAAUCGUGAAUCAUAAAUCAUAGCUGUUGCACUAAAAUUAUCAUGACUUUUCCGUUUAAAACCCAGGAAUCAUAAAUUACGGCUGUGGAUCUGCUUGAAACUCAGUUGACCUGGACUGCAAUUCUAAAUAAAUAAGGCAAAUAGUCCCAAUGAUUCUAUUACAUCUCUUAGAGUUUUGACUUUUAAAGGGGGAAGACUGUUUAAAAAAUAGUAAUGCUGUUAAUUCUCGGUCAAAAUAGAGCCGCUUCCAGAUUAAUUAGCAGAUAGGUAAUGUUGAUGCACCAUUCCAGCUAUAUUCUCUUUUCCUCGUCAGAGAAAACAGUUUGUUCAGCAUUUGUCAUAAGCCACAAAGCAAUAUUCAAAGCAACAUAAUAAUUUUUAUUUUUUUUUAUCUGAUUUCCCUCUAGAAACAGUCGGUACACCAGAAAACUUUAGGAUAUAUUACCGUGGUUGGUUGUUCUCUUUCGCUGUUGGGAAUUAUUGUUACACUUAUUCUUCACGGUGUUUUAUGGAGGUUUGUAUAAUUUUGACGUUUUACUUAAUCAAUCAGGUUUAAUAGAGGCAAUUGAGUCAUCUCAAUCCACUCUAACAAAUAGAGAUAAAAAGACGGGUUAUACUCAAUCAAGUAUAUUAUGGUAAAUAUCCCCCUCUUUCAACGACAUCGAAGUGAACAAUUGUUUUAGAAUAUGUAACUAGGAAACCAAAAGAAUUAGUCCUUUCAGUCAUUAUACCGUAAAAUGGUCGGAAAUUAAACUCCGUCUCUUCGGCUGCCUGGAAGUGAAUAGUACUUCCUGAUCACCUACGAAAUAGCCAAUCAGUGCUCUUGAAAAGCACUAGUCGCCUCUGUGGUUUAAACUAAGUGUUUAACUCUGUAAUUUUAUCUUUUACUUAGAAUAUUAAAGUCUCACAAGACAGUGAUCCAUGUCAAUCUGUGUAUCGCACUUUUGGCUGCGAAUGUUCUUCUUCUAAUUGGAGCAGUAUCCACAGAAUACGAGGUAGUUUCCUUGCCAAAAUAUGACCACUAGUACCUUUAAUAGUGACCAAAAUAUGAAAGUACAAUUAUCCAAAAUCCCAUGAAGGCAAUCAGAAAUCCUCUACAUGUUACAGCCAUGUCAAAUUUUAAGACUUUAUGCGCUCAUUAUGCUAUCGGGCACUUGUAUCAUUUUUCAAUUCAUUUUCGUUUUAAUCCUAGAAACAUUUUUUGUUACAGGUUGCUUGCAAAGUAAUCUCCGUCCUGCUUCAUUUUUUCUAUCUGAGCGCUAUAUUUUGGAUGUUGGUCGAGGGAUUACAGAUAUACUCUUCAAUUGUUAAAGUAUUUGGUGGAGAAAGCAAACAAAGAUAUUUCUACUUUCUUGGCUGGGGUAAGUGUUUCACUUUGUUAGAUGAAAAUAUUUUUAACUUAGGUGAGUAAUAUCACAGGACAUUACUUCUAUUAUUUUAGUAUUUCUUUAUCCUAGAGUUCCCGGAGAGUCAAAGGUUUCAUUACCUCUAAAACCAGUUUGUUGAUUCGCUACAAAAUGGUUCCUUCUUCUUGACCUCUGCAUUAACGCUAUUCAAGGUAGUAUUUAGGAGAUUAGAAAUCGUUCUACGAGGUUUUCUCUUCGUGGUGUCUCUUUUCAACUAAAUUUGAUGAGAAUGAUCAAGAAACAGGAUGGAUUAUCUGAAGGAUAACUAGAAGAAACGUGCGUGCAGAACCUAAUUUACGUAUGUAACACUGUACACAUAAGAAAUUUCUCCACGGGCCUCCUACACGUCUGUAGUCUGACGUUGUUAUAGCCCUGGAACUCACCUUCCAUUUUGCUCCUUUAACCUUGCAGGUUUUCCGCUGUUGUAUGUAGCUAUAUGUCUAGUAAUCACAAGAACAGAAGGAUAUGGAGUAGAUGAAACGUAUGUCUAUGGGAAGAAGAUUUAAAAUGGUUCCUUAUUUCAAUUUUUUCCAAAGAUAUAUUGUUAACUACCCUCGAAUGCACUCUCUGCAACUUUAGUUUGGUUGCCUUGAGUUGUUCUAGACAUAGAGCUUUCUAUAAAAAUUAUCUGCCAUUGUUCUAAAGUAGAACAAUGUAUAUUGACCACGUGUUCUAUCGUCUUCGCUGCUCUAUCCCUCUGGUAGGAUAUACAAUUCAAAGACGUCUUUAAGUUCAUGGUUACACUCGUUUUUGCAAAUGAACUAUUUGUCAGUAUUGAUUUUAAUACAUUUUACCACAUCGUCAAUAUCGAUUUAAUAGAUUUUUAAUAUGUUUGGAAUUGUUUCAAAUCAAGUCUAAACAUCCCAUAACUUCAUCACUGAUUUGCAGAUGCUGGUUAUCCAUCACUUCUGGUUUAAUUUGGACGUUUAUCGCUCCUGCUCUUGCUGUUGUGUCGGUAGGUUAAGAAGUCUUUCCAUUGUCCAAAAAAAAUUAUAGAAAAACCAAAUAAGUCUUUAUAUUCUAAUCCAAACCUUGGGCUUUAAAUUGAGAUAACGACAAACAAUCCAAUGAUAAAAAAGGGAACAUCUUAAUACGUUCGCGUCUACACUUUUCUGAUCAAUAGAGGACACCCGAAAACACUGUUUAGAAAACUUUUAUUGAGAUUUCUUCACGUCAUCCACCGAAUGGAGUGAAUGAUAUUUGUUAUUAAAUUAAUUCCUGGUAGGUAAACUGCAUCAUAUUUGUAUUGGUUCUACGGGCCAUGAUGACAAGUCACAAAAUGAUUGGGGCUCAAGACAAGGAGAAAAUAAAGUAAGACUCAAACAUGGAUCGUCUUUCUUAUUUUUAACCCAAGGUAUUAGAUAAAGGUUUUAUACUAAAGAACUUGAUAAACAUGAAAUUCAAGGAAAGUGAAAUGCUUCCAGGCGAAUUACGUCGGAAAAACUAAGUAGAAGUGGAUGAAUAAAGUUACUUCUUUUAGAAAAGGAUAGCAUAUGGUACAACUUUUAUGUUGUGUAAGACUUGCGUAAGUUGUGUAAGACUUUGUAUGGAAAAUUGACAGAGCAGUCGGUAACUCCAAUAAACCCUUGUGGAAACGGUACAAGUAUUUGCUUUGGAGUUUCGUCAAAUUCUUGAUUUCAAACGUAGUUUAUCCAGGGUAUGUAUUGACAUUACUCCUCGCAAGGGAUGUUUGAGUUGAAACUGGAAAAUUUGCGUUACUAGAGUGUUUAAGUUAAAGAAAGGAAGAAACCUCCUUAAGAGGGAACUACAUGAGCUAUGGAGAGCUGAUGACAGUUGUCUCUUAUGUUCCUUGAUAGACUUGGCAUAAAAUGUUCCAUCGUCCUUCUUCCUCUUCUCGGCAUCACAUGGGUGUUUGGUGUCCUUGCGUUCGAUCAAGCUACAGUGGUCUUCCUAUAUCUGUUUGCAAUCUUCAACUCGCUUCAGGUAUUUUCUUUUUGAAUAGAUGUCUCUAAAAUUCAACUUAGGUUUCUGUCGUAUUCAGUGUGGUGAGGCAGACCUUGAUUAAAAAAGUGUUUUUUUUAUUCUUGCGACGCAUUGUCAAUAACUCUUGAAGCAGAUCGCAACUUUUCAUCUGCAUGCCGUUAACAGUUUCUUUAAGUCAUGGGGUUGACUGGCUAGCGUCGUCACUUUAUGGAGCGUGUUUCUCUGCUAUGAUUGAUUGGUUUCCAACAACUGUGAUUGGUAUAUCAACCUUCAUCCAAAGUUAUAUAGGGAUGCAAACUUCCCAGUAGUUGAAAUUAAAAGAUGCUCAAUUCAGUUUGCUCGCUUUUUUUUGCAGGGGUUCUUCAUAUUUAUUUUCCAUUGUUUAUUCGAUCAACAGGUUUGUGAUGUUUUGUGGUACAUUAACCUAACCUCGUUUUCCAAUCUAUGUUCAGUAAAUGUUUUUGUUCUAAUAACUUGAUGUAGCAAACAAAUAAUAUCAGUGGGUGAAGCGGCUUACUUUUGACGGGAACACGUCGCUUCAAUAAUGCUAAAUAGGAGCGUGGGACAAAGAAAAAAACCCCGAGUACCACUUUCUCUGUCCCACGCUCGUGACAAGAUGAACAAACAUCUCACUCUAUUUCAUUACCGAGCUCAACAUUUACCAUCUUUCUCAUUAAAUCUCGCGGUCGUUCAACCUCAGCCGGCUAUGUUAGACCUAGGGUUAAAGUAUCUCAAAAAAUAAUAAGUCUCACGAACUUUCCUCUGAUUUCAAAAUUCAAUAUAGCAGCAAUACUGAGUGAUCGCUUCACAAAAACGCAUUCGAACACCAAGCUACACGAUUAUUCGCAAUGCCGUAAUCCCUGAAAAUCUUGCCAAUCGCAACGAAAGCCAACGUUCAACCCUUCAACCCUCAAAAGUAACCAGCAUAAAGUUUUAACCAAUGAAUAAAACUGAUAAAAGUCACGAGAAUACAGGGUUUGAUCGCUCGCUGAAAGCGCUCUUGCAUGAGUGAUAAACAAAUUCUCCUGUCGGCAAUGCAGGAAAUGUAUAUAUAGUAGAACGAAGAAUAUACAUACUGAUAGUAAGGUGUUAAGGGUCAAUCCUUUAACUCUCAAGAUCUGAUUGUUAAUUCUCCCCUCUAGCUGCUACACAUUUCCUUGUAAAUAACUUAAUUUGGUGUUAGAUCGAGAUAACAACUUCUACCUGAUAACUUUAAAUAUUCUCAUGACCUGUUUGCUGGAUAUUGUUUAAAUAUUACAAGGAGAAGUCACAUAUUCAUCACUUCCGGGAGUUGAAGGGUUAAUGAUAUAGUUUGCUCGGUUCGACAAAUGCCAGAGAGGCACGAAUGAAGAAAAUGGAGGCAAAGAUGGUUCAUUAUGGAGAAGUAUAACGCAGAUUGCAAAUGGAGACGUAGUGAUAUUUUUUCUAAAUUUCGUAGGAUGUAUAACCAUGGUUUCGUUUCAUUGAAACAUUUUCUUAAUUUUAUCAACGUCAUCUAACUCUCUCAACAAAUCAUGGAAAAAAAACUUUUUUCGCAUUUUUAGGUGAGGUCAGCGAUGAUGAUAUGGAAAGGAAAACGUCAACGAGCGGCCCACGCUUCAGGUGUUGAUGCGACGCAAAAGGUAUAUAUUAUUAUUCAAUUCAUUCAGAUAUUGCAGUUUGCUUCAAGGAAGUAGAUUCACCCCAUCGAAUCAACUGAAAACUCCAUUUGAUGUUAUGGUAAAAUCAUGAUAAUUUAUAUGCAGAAUGUUUUACUUUCCGUAGUAAUAGGUUGAGAAUGAAUUUAUAACUUUGACCCACCGAAAGUAACUGGUUUGAACCCAAAAACAACAUUUGCCGAUAAUCUAGUUAAUGUUUAAUUGCCCAUGUGAGAGCAGGGAGUUCUGUGGAGGAAUUUUGUCGGUCUAUUAGUUGCUGUAAAGGGUUGUUGCAUACAGCAGUUGUGAUAGGUCAGCUUCGAUUCAUCGAUAUAGCAAAGUCGUUCCAUGCGGCGAAUUUUUUUUUUGUUUGAAUAUCGUGAAAAAAUAAAACCAUGCAGGUAGUUAUUGACGUCUGUUUAGAUGACUUUAAUAGUGUGACGAGGAAGAGUUUUCACUAACAGACUUACUUGUGGGUGAGAUGUUGCUGCUAAAGAGGAUAAAAGACGCUAGAAACUGUUUUGAAGUGUUUCUAACUCAGUUCAUCAUCAAAUAACAGUCAUUUUCAGGCUGAUGCCAUUUUGAUAAUCUGAACUCCAUUUUUUCACAGAGCAAACCAGUCAGCUGUAGUCUUACGACGGAGAGGUUACCAAGCCAUGGCGUUCGAAUGACUGAUUUGAGUAUCAAGAAAAACAAUCAAAAUUACAGACGUAGUGGAGAAAUGAAUGGAAAUUUCACAUGUAAGUGGUCCAUUUUGUGGUGUGUAGCCUAG